CUCUUCUUCCUUCCUCGCUUCUUUCGCAGCGCAAACGAUGUCGGAGAACCCCUUGGAGCCCCUCCUCAAAACCCUAGACUCAAUCUCGCGCUGCGUCCAAACUCACCUCUCCCGCGUCUUCGUCGCCCCCCAAAACGCUUCUCCAAAACCCACGCUGCUUCGUCCCCUCUUAUCCUUCUCGCCGACUCCCGUGGCUCCGGAUUCUACCACUUCACCCAUAAAGGAGAAAAAGGCGGCGCCUUUAACGAAGGAGGAGCUCGGGAGGGCGACGUGGACUCUGCUCCACAGCAUUGCGGCCCAGUAUCCUGAUCACCCAACAAGGCAGCAGAAAAGAGACGUGAAAGAAUUGAUGGCUAUAAUAUCUCGACUUUACCCUUGUAAAGAAUGUGCCGAUCAUUUUAAGGAAGUGUUGAAAGCGAAUCCCGUACAAGCAGGAUCACAAGCUGAAUUCUCUCAAUGGCUAUGUCAUGUACACAAUGUGGUUAAUCGAAGCCUAGGGAAAGUGAUAUUUCCCUGUCAGAGAGUGAACGCUCGAUGGGGUAAGUUGGAUUGUAAGGAUCGGUCCUGUGAUUUGGAAGGCACUGUCGACAUCAAAACUUUAACUUCCCACACCUGAUGUAUCACAAAGGAUCAUUUUGAGUAGUGCGAUAUCUUUCUACAUCAAGGAAGAAAAGGAAAUACUAAAGUUCACUCUCUCUUGUUUUACCAUUUUUGUAGUCAAUUUGAAGUAAAGUUUAGAUGGACAUAAUGAUGCUCAUUGUACAGCAGUGCAAACCAUCGUGAAGGCAAAAAAGUAGUAAAAUGAUUAGAUUUUUAACUAUGGAUGAUUGUCAUUGAACCGUAUGCUAUAUGCAUUUUGAGACUGUGACAUGGCAUGUAUUGACGUAAGCUAUAUUAUGUAUAUUUGUCAAUUAUUGUCCGUUAAAUGAUUAGAAAAAAUUGGUUGGGUCAA
This is a messenger RNA of Ananas comosus (pineapple), 952 nucleotides long. Its product is annotated as FAD-linked sulfhydryl oxidase ERV1. Lineage: Eukaryota; Viridiplantae; Streptophyta; Magnoliopsida; Poales; Bromeliaceae. The transcript has 6 exons. Gene Ontology annotation, cellular component: mitochondrion. Bases 38 to 616 code for a protein of 192 amino acids. The record is from RefSeq and is a predicted model, not a curated record. Gene Ontology annotation, molecular function: flavin adenine dinucleotide binding; flavin-dependent sulfhydryl oxidase activity.